GGAAGUUCAUACCCAACAGCUCGUGGUUCUUUAGGUGUUGGCACUCAAAAAAUAGUCAAGGGAAUGAGAGUUCAUUUGCAAGUGGUCAACCGGUUAGAUUAAAAAUGGCCCGGUUGUCCAUUUGAGGGGGAGUGUUAAGAGUAUCCCACAUCGGAAAAGUGUGAAAAAAAUAAUCGGUAUAUAAGUUCUUGAGUUAAACUAACUAAUCGAUUGGAUUCAAUCUUUUAAUAUGGUUCAACCCAAGUGUCUUAUUACCCAAUCCAGUUGUCCAUACCCCAUCCUAAAUUCUAUCAUCCCCAACCAAACACACGCAACUUCCACACUUCACCUUCAAAAUGACCCAUCCUAGCAAUGGUUUAUGAAGGUUUGUUCUGUGAUUUUUUCCCCAUUCUGCAGGCUCCUCCAUGCAAUUUUAUUUACUUUUAAUGCUCUCGCGGUAAAAAUUCUCUCUACCAUCUCUGGUGGCUCCAAAUCAGCUUUCGCGAAGAAGGAAAAUGCCAGUGCCCUCUUACUUGUUGCAAGCCAGAAAACCUUGCCAGUCAUGGUAGCAGUUGUGGAACAGCUUGGUGGAGCAUUGGGUGCACCUGGCCUGCUGGUUCUUCCCUGUGUAGCAGCCCAUUUGAACCAGAUAAUCAUGGAUUCUUUUGUUGUCAACUUUUGGCAAAAGGAUAGGACAACCUCCAUUGCAAAGGAUGCUUGAAUAAUUGAAUUCACUGUAAUUGUAUUCAUGUAUGUGCUACAACAAGGCCGCGUUUGGUUAUGAGCAUAUUGCUAAGCAAUGUGCUCUUUUUUAAUAUAGCAUUUUGAACAGAGCAAUGCUGGGUUCACAAACAAAAUCGUCACAAAAUU
Molecule: messenger RNA, 849 nt
Organism: Cuscuta campestris
Lineage: Eukaryota; Viridiplantae; Streptophyta; Magnoliopsida; Solanales; Convolvulaceae
Source: the annotation of a GenBank genome assembly